CAAAAUGGGGAUCGCAUUCCCCUUACUCUUUGUGGCAGUGUUUAUUUGCUGCCAUGCUAUUUACCCAGCUUAUUCUGGAGUUCCUAACGAUGUGAAGAAAAAUGUCGAAUCAAUUGUCGUUCAGCCUGAUCAGUUGUCCUGCAGCACUUGUAACUUGCUUUCGCUGAUAAUGAAGGAGAAGUUCGAGUCAGUCAAACGGGAGGAUAUGGUUGAACGAAUGCUCCAUACGUGUUAUAGUCUUGAGGUCUUGUCAGAGACUUGCGUCAAUAUAGUGUCCAACUACUUUGAUGACAUGUACGAUCUUUUGAAGGAGCAACUCCAGUCGAAUGACAUCUGCGCUGCUUCUGGCAUCUGUGCGGAGGAUAACUUGGCGACAGAGCCGGAGGAGCUGAAAUCUCAAAGAAAACAUGAUGAAUUUCACUAUGCUGAGUGCAAACAGAUUGCGAAACAUCUGCAUGAGACUCUUAUAAGAAACGCCACAGAAGCCCAGUUCAAGAAAAUGUUGAUGGGUGUUUGCACAUUGACUAGUAACUUUAAAUCUGAAUGCCUCAAAGUUGUGGAUCAAUAUUCGCAUGUGAUUUAUGGUAUGCUGAAGAACGACUUGAAUGCUGACAGUGUUUGCUUGCUCAUCGGAGUGUGCCAUAAGAAAAGAGAACUAGAUGUGGAUUUCACAAAUAAUGGUAAUGAACUACAGACUUUAGUGACCGACGAGGAUCCACAGAUGCCGCAAUGUUUACUGUGUAAGACCGCAUUUAGAAUUGCAAAAAAAAUAAUAUCAAAGCACGCAAGCAACGAUCAGGUAAAAGAUGCUAUGAAUCGUGCCUGCAACAAGUUGGGAAAAGUUUCGAAAAAGUGUCACGACUUUGUGAACAAGCACGGCAAUGGGAUUAUUCGAUUUGUGAGAAAUCCUAGAGUAAUAUGUUCAAUGCUAGGCAUGUGUUUUCCCAUUGGCCAAGAGACAAAAGAAUACGAAAUAGCUGACUCAAAAAGCCAAGUCUUACCUAAUAAUAUCAAAUAUAACGAGGAUGUACAGUUGAUAGCGGAUGCACUGACAAAGGAUUCAGAAAACUGUUUUCUCUGCAAAAAAGUUAUAAAGACCUUGCAGAACUUGGUUAAGCACCAUCAUGAUAUCAAUAAUGCUUUGAAAAACGUAUGUCAUAUGCUAAAGGAACAGAGCCAAAAGGAUAAAUGUCGGAAUAUGGUAGAGAAACACUCAGAUCUGAUAGUCGAUUUGGUAUCAAAGAAUGUAGCCCAUCAGCAAAUUUGCAGAACCCUAAGCAUGUGUCUAUUGUUCGAAGAAGAAAAUGAUGUUGAGUUGGAAGAGCUAGUGCCUAAAUUAAACAACGAACAAUUUGAGCUGGAGACGCCUCAGCCUGUUAUUCAAGAGUACACAAAAGGCGUACCCAAGUGUAGCAUUUGCAAAGUAGCGAUGAAGGCUUUGAAAGCGAUGAUACACCAUGGAGGCAAAGAUGAAAUUAAAAGGGCUCUGAGCCACGUUUGUCAUAAGGUAGGAAAGCUGCAUCAUGUUUGCGAGAAAAUGGUAAGUAAACAUUCGGAUCAGAUUGUCGAUCUCAUCACAAAGAAUACACCCCCUAAAAUGAUAUGCAAGAUGAUCGGUAUGUGCCACCAGUCUGCUUCACAAGAAGAAUCUGAAAUCGAUGAGACACUGUGGGAGGAACAGAAUAAUCAGAUAUCAGAUAUUGAUGUGGAGAUUACAGCCUCGCCCAAAUGCUUCCUAUGCAAGAAGGUUAUUAAGGCUUUGCAACAUAUGGUACAGCAUCAUGGAGAUAAGGGUAGUAUAGAAAGGGCUAUGCAAAAAGUCUGUUCCAAGUUGGGAAAAUUGUCAAAAAGGUGUGAUCGAAUGGUUCAGAGGUACGGGAAUAAGAUCAUUGAUCUGAUGGUGAAACAUGUAGCAGUCCAGCGCAUUUGCAAUAUGAUUGGCGUGUGUAAAAAAUCCAUUUCUAUAGAGGACUUUGAAGUCAAUGAGACCGUGCCCUUGAAAGUAUACGUCAGCGACAAAGUUGUAGUGAGCACGCAAUCGAAUAAUCAACAUGAUGGACUUACUGACCCUAAAGAAGGGCCCAUCUGCAUAAUCUGUGAGCUGCUGAUAGCCAGGCUUAAGGCAACAGUGGAUACCGAAGCCAAACGGGAUAAAGUCUUGCACAGCAUCCUCUACACCUGCUCAAACCUGCCUAAAUUUAUUCGCGAGCCAUGUCACUUCAUUGUCCAUGGCUAUGGUGAAGUCGUCUUAAAUUUGAUAAUGAUGGUAAAGCCACAUGAGAUGUGCCACAUUCUGCAGACAAUUAAUAAUCAGACUACCAGCGAUGGUCCUAUAUUCUUACAGGACUUUGAAAAAGAGUUAGAUGCAUUUCUAAAUACGAAUUGUGCUCUUUUUACUUAAUAAACUUUUAUUCCAUUCUUAGCUUAUUAAAUUAGCCUCAUAUCACUUUAUUCUAAAUGAUGUAUUUAUAUGGCAUAUUUAUU
This is a messenger RNA of Drosophila innubila, 2484 nucleotides long. RefSeq names its product prosaposin-like. Gene Ontology annotation, cellular component: lysosome. The coding region runs from base 5 to 2401 and encodes 798 amino acids. Gene Ontology annotation, biological process: sphingolipid metabolic process. The record is from RefSeq and is a predicted model, not a curated record. Lineage: Eukaryota; Metazoa; Arthropoda; Insecta; Diptera; Drosophilidae. The transcript has 5 exons.